Messenger RNA from Rana temporaria (common frog), 485 nucleotides. RefSeq names its product C-X9-C motif containing 4 (gene CMC4). The record is from RefSeq and is a predicted model, not a curated record. Gene Ontology annotation, cellular component: mitochondrial intermembrane space. Lineage: Eukaryota; Metazoa; Chordata; Amphibia; Anura; Ranidae. The transcript is spliced from 3 exons. Bases 135 to 359 code for a protein of 74 amino acids.
AGAAUGAAGUGGGGACAUGUAGUUGUCACCUUAUUAAAUUAUUCUUCCGCAGUUGGCCAGGGACCCCGGACAUUGGGGGAGCUGGAAGGAGAUCUGGUGUUGUAGGAUUACGGAACACUGACUUUGGGGCUGUGAUGUCACAGAGGAAGGAUCCGUGUCAGAAAGCUGCGUGUGCCAUUCAGAAGUGUCUGCAAGCACACAAAUACAACGAGUCGCAGUGUCAGGCCGAGUUUCAAGAAAUGCGGAUUUGUUGUUCAAAACCAGUCAACCAAAAUUCAUUGUGUUGCUCCGGCUUUUCCGAUCAGAAAACAAAUGAUGGAAAAACUGAUCAUGAGACAAUCAACGAAGAACUCCACUAGACAAGUUCUAUAGUUGUACAGAGUGGUGGACGCAAAUGUGAUUAUUUAUGAUGAAGUACAAAUCAACAAUGGAAGACUAAAUAUAUUUUCUAUGUAUAAAAUAAAAAAAUGGUUUUGAACUUGUUA